Molecule: messenger RNA, 791 nt
Organism: Myotis brandtii (Brandt's bat)
Lineage: Eukaryota; Metazoa; Chordata; Mammalia; Chiroptera; Vespertilionidae
Gene: PMVK
Product: phosphomevalonate kinase
Exons: 5
Coding region: 12-596 (194 amino acids)
Biological process (GO): isopentenyl diphosphate biosynthetic process, mevalonate pathway; cholesterol biosynthetic process
Cellular component (GO): cytoplasm
Molecular function (GO): phosphomevalonate kinase activity
Source: RefSeq, a predicted model, not a curated record
AGCCUCCGCACAUGCACUGUAACGCGCAGACGCAGAGGCGGUUUGGAAAGCUGCUCCCAGCGAGCACGCUCGCUCUUUGCCGGCAAUACUCGCAGGGCUGCAGGAAGGGAGGACUCGGCGCGGACGUCUGUGCUGUCCUCCGGCUCUCCGGUCCCCUCAAGGAGCAGUAUGCCCAGGAACACGGCCUGAACUUCCAGAGACUCCUGGAUGCCAGCGCCUACAAGGAGGCCUAUCGGCGGGACAUGAUCCUCUGGGGAGAGGCGCAGCGCCAGGCCGACCCGGGCUUCUUCUGCAGGAAGGUCGUGGAGGGCGUCUGCCAGCCGGUCUGGCUGGUGAGUGACACACGGAGGCUGUCUGAUAUCCAGUGGUUCCAGGAGGCCUAUGGGGCUGUGACGCAGACAGUCCGCGUGGUGGCCUCGGAGCAGAGCCGACAGCAGCGGGGCUGGGUGUUCACACCAGGAGUGGACGAUGGCGAGUCCGAAUGCGGCCUGGACAACUUUGGGGUCUUCGACUGGGUCAUCGAGAACGACGGAGACGAGCAGCGCCUGGAGGAGCAGUUGGGGAACCUGAUAGAAUUCGUCCGCUCCAGACUUUAGUUAUUUCUAGGAGCACAGAAGCUGCCGGGUGAGGGUGGGGCUCCUCUGCCAGACGUGGUCGCUGAUGCUGGCCAAGCGGAGAGCACACGGAGGGUCUGGGCCCAGCAGAGGUCAGACAGGACAAGAAACCUCCAGGAACUAUAACUUUUCUUUAAUACAUUUUAUUGAUUUCAGAGAGGAAGGGAGAGGGAAAGA